CGCUACGGCAGGGCGCGCGGCCGUGAGGGAGCCGCGAGCCGCCAGGUUCCCGCCGGGGAUGGAGGCCGCCGCGCACUGCUCCCUGAAGGCGAAGCGCCUCCUCCUCGACCCCAAGUUCGAGGGCUACAAGCUGUCCCUGGAGCCGCUGGCCUGCUACCAGCUGGCGCUUGACGCGGCUGUUGCAGAAGUCAAACUUCGUGAUGAUCAGUAUACCCUCGACCACAUGCGUGCUUUUGGCAUGUAUAAUUAUCUUCACCUAGAUUCCUGGUACCAGGAUAAUGUCUACUAUAUUGACCAGUUUGGAAGAGUUAUGAAUGUGUCAGUAACUCUGGAUACUGCUCUACAAAAACCAAGAGAAGUUUUCAGGCUACCUACAGACUUGACAGCUUAUGAUAAUCGUCUUUGUGCUUCAAUAUAUUUCUCAUCUUCCACUUGGGUGACCCUUUCUGAUGGAACAGGGCGACUGUAUUUAAUUAAAUCAGGCAAGCGUGGAAACACUGCAUCUGAAAAGUGGGAGAUUGUGUUUAAUGAAGAACUAGGCAGUCCAUUUACUAUAGCACACAGUGUUUCAUUUGUAAAAUCUGAUACACAUUCAGUAGCUGUGCUGUUACUUAGAGUAGAAAAGGAUGAAUUGGACACAAAAGGAAGUGGAUAUCAUAUUUCCUUGGAAUGGGUUACAAUUGCAGAGAUGAGUAAAGAGGGUGAUCAUAGAUAUGAGAUCUUCAAAAGGAGAGUUUUGCAAGGAAAAUCGGUCCCUCAUUAUGCAGCGAUUGAACCAAAUGGAGAUGGUUUAAUGAUUCUCUCCUACAAACCAUUCAAAUUUAUGCAAGAUGAGGAAGACAAGUUAGAAGAAAAUGAUGAUGAAAAAGUAACAAAUAAAAAGAAAGACCCUCUCUAUUACUGGCAGCAGACUGAAGAUGACUUGACAGUAACAGUUCACAUUUCUCAAGAUACCAUUAAGGAUGACAUAAAAGUACAGUUUUCCCCUGAUAACAUAUGUGUUACACUGAAAGACCAGCCUCCUUUAAUGGAAGGAAAACUCUACUCAUCUGUGGACCAUGAAAGCUGCACAUGGAUAAUUAGAGAGAACAAAAGUUUGGAAAUUUCUCUAAUUAAGAAAAAUGAGGGACUCCAGUGGCCAGAACUAAUAGUUGGUGACACAAGAGGGGAAUUCAUUAUGGACCCUUCCCAACGAUCUGCAAUAGCUGAAAGCCUGAUGCAUCUUACCUCAGAAGUAAUGAAUCCGAACCCAGACAAGGAAAACCCACCUUGUAAUGCACAAGAAUUAGAGGAAUGUGAUGCUUUUCUUGAAGACGGUGCAAGUUUGUGCAGAUUUGAUGGUGAUACCUUGAAAAUUACUCAUGUAAUUAAUCUUGGAAGCAACCAGUAUCUUUUCUCAGUUGUUGUGGAUCCCAAAGAAAUGCCUUGCUUCUGUCUGAGGCAUGAUGUUGAUGCUCUUCUCUGGCAGCCCCACUCUGACCAACCAGAGAACAUGUGGGAACACAUUGCAACUUUUAAUGCUUUAGGUUAUGUCCAAGCAUCAAAGCAAGACAAGAAGUUCAUGGCUUGUGCCCCAAAUUAUUCCUAUGCAGCACUUUGUGAAUGUUUGCGACGAGUUUUCAUCUAUCGCCAACCAACUCCUCUCUCCACAGUCCUCUACAACAGGAAGGAGGGAAGACAAGUGGGACAGGUUGCCAAGCAGCUAGUAGCGACCCUGGAAGCUAAUGAUCCUAUCUUAGGCUUUCAGGCUACAAAUGAGAGGUUAUUUGUUCUCACAACGAAAACCUUGUUUUUAAUAAAGACCUCAGUGAAAAUCUAUGAAGAGGAAAAGAUAUAUUCCUUUUUGCGGACUAUUAGGUUUUUAGUUUUGACUACUUUGACUCUCCUUAAGGUUUUCCAAACCUACUCAGUGUAGUGAUUGAACAAGAUACUGAGAAUUUAGAGGGAGACAGCUUGCCAACAAUAUUAAAAAAAAAAAAAAAAAAAAGCUCUUCAAGUCUUCAAGGAGCCUAACUUUCUUCUUCCUGACAUCAGUAUUAUAUUUUAUAUCCAUUAUAAGAUUUUCCUUAUUCUUACCUAUGUAAAUUAAACCAGACUUGAGCCCUAAAUCUUCCUCCUCAUUCUGUUUUUUAAAAAUUGUCUUGAAGAUGCUUUUUAAAAAAGACUUAAUGAAAGUGUUAGUGUUUCAUAAAUGUUUUGCUUCUAAAUUUUCAUUAUUGAAAAAAUAAUGUUGAACAAGGUGGUAGAAUUCAUGCAGCAAUUCUUUAGAAAAAGAUUUUAUACAGUUAAUUACUUUGCAACAUAAAAUGUAUUGAGUUUUAUACGAAUAUUACUUAGUUACCUGAAAUUCCUCAAUUGCAGAGUAAAGAACAGGUAAUGGAUUUGGGGGGAAUGGAGGAGGGAAGAGAGAAUGAGAUUCAUAGGCAAUAUGCUUUUGUCACCUUACACUAUUACAGGAAGCUUCAGGACAGAUGAGAAUUUCAGCUGUUUGUCAAAUCCUACUGACUGUGGAAUAGAUAUCUAGAAACAGACUUUGGUAAUCUUCUGGAACAGAUUAAACAAAGUCAAAUAAAAUGAUCAGCUCUUCAGAGGCUGUGUUACAAUACACAGUGAGGAAAAAGGUCCUGCCUACAUGUGUGUGAUUCAAAGGAGUACAGGUUUGCUCCUAGGUACAACUGAACAUGGUGAAAAGGUUUAUGCCUUGGUCUGUGUUGCUCAUUCGUUAGCAAUGGUGCUGUAUCCACAAAGGAUGUCAGACCACUCAUACAGAAAAAAAAAUAAAAUGGAUUAAGAACAUUGUAUUUAAGACUUGUUGCCUUGAGGAACUGUGCAUACCAUUGUGCAGCAAGAUACUAUAAUGAACUGGCUGCAAGCCACCGGGAGACAUUUACUAACAUCAGUAUUUCCAUUUCUAUGUUCACUUACUUUUAAGGCUUAUUUGCUUAGCAUUUUAAUGCAGGCUCAUACAAAGAAUAUGCAAUAUUAUGUGGAUAUUUAAAAGGGGUGGUUUUUUGAAAAGCAUAGCCUGAUUUUUCUGGGAUUCUACCUCUUGAAAUCUUAGAUUUUAAGACACAGUACUUCCUGAGAGGUGCCAAUCAACUGAGAUCCAUUCACAGAAUUUCUAAGAAACUAUUUCAAUAGUACACAUUUACAUUAUUUAUUUCAAAAAUUGUUUUCCCUGGCUGAUUAUCUAUUUGGAAUGUAUCAUGUAUUCU
Messenger RNA from Rhea pennata, 3215 nucleotides. It is a transcript of the gene NUDCD1, whose product is annotated as NudC domain containing 1. The transcript is spliced from 11 exons. NCBI's taxonomy places the organism in Eukaryota, Metazoa, Chordata, Aves, Rheiformes, Rheidae. The coding region runs from base 59 to 1915 and encodes 618 amino acids. The record is from RefSeq and is a predicted model, not a curated record.